This is a messenger RNA of Pieris napi, 2167 nucleotides long. It is a transcript of the gene kri, whose product is annotated as uracil phosphoribosyltransferase homolog. The transcript has 4 exons. Bases 86 to 757 code for a protein of 223 amino acids. Lineage: Eukaryota; Metazoa; Arthropoda; Insecta; Lepidoptera; Pieridae. The record is from RefSeq and is a predicted model, not a curated record.
AUUAUUGACAUUUUCGAUUAUAUUUCUUAUUUUUCGCAUUUCCAAAGUUUUCUUCAUCAAAAUAUUAUUUAAACCCAGUCAUAAUAUGGAUAUUGUGGAUAUGGAUAUAAGGCAGUGGGAUGUAAACGACGUAAAAGAACAAUUUGGCGACAGUUUAACAUUAUUACCACCAAACGAUAACAUUAAGGAAUUGCAAACAAUACUACGUGACAAGAACACAACCCGAAGUGAUUUUAAAUUUUAUGCUGAUCGUUUGAUACGAUUAGUGAUUGAAGAAAGCCUCAACAAAUUGCCAUUUACUGAUUGUGAGGUAGUGACACCCACUGGAGCACUGUACAAGGGAUUAAAGUAUGGUUCAGGAAAUUGUGGAGUCUCAAUUGUGAGAUCUGGGGAAGCUAUGGAACAGGGCUUACGCGAUUGCUGUAGAUCAAUUAGAAUAGGCAAAAUCCUGGUAGAAAGUGACAAUGAUACUCAUGAAGCCCAUGUUGUUUAUGCCAAGUUUCCAGAGGACAUAGCUCGAAGACAGGUGCUCCUUAUGUAUCCAAUAAUGUCUACUGGCAACACUGUUAAACAGGCAGUAAACGUCUUAACACAACACGGCGUUAAAGAAGAACGUAUAAUACUUUCGAAUCUCUUCUGUACGCCUGCCGCAGCUCAAGCGGUGGUCGAUUAUGUCCCAAAGAUGAAGAUACUCACCUCUGAAUUGCACCCCGUAGCCCCAAACCAUUUUGGUAUGAAAUACUUCGGAACAGACUGAUAUGAGGAUGAAGAGGUAUAAACAUUUUGCGAUUAAUAUGGUGGCUAUUGGGCAAAUGUUUUGUGUUUGAAUAAAUAGGUGUAAUGCCUUAUAUACAGGUUUCGAAAAUGAUUUUUAACCUGCAAUAGCUGCAAUACUGGCUUUAAGCGCGGCGACCGAAUCAAGAAAUUCCGUAACGAAAAUAAAAACCUAACACACGAUGACGUAAUAUAGGUGCAAUACGCGUUAGAGUGGGACAGAACGCAUACUGCGUAUUCACAUCUCUCUGACAAGAUCGGUGACGUAGCCGUCCUCGAUUGCCACACGUUUUUUUUGUUAAAUAAUGCCUUCAUUGUUUUAGUGAUUGUGACGUCAUAAGUGAUUUCUUUGUUUUACAAUACCAUCGAACCUAUAGUCAGAGGGGUAGAAUUUACUACAGAAGAAAAUAUACCAAUUGACACUCAUGUAUGGUUCAAAUUCUCAGCGUUGAAAUACGCUUAUAUUUAAACGCCAUUGCUUGUUUGUGUUAUUUAGAAAGAAAACAAAACAUUUGCCGCAAUUAUUACCUUAUUCGUGUUUAUACCAUCAUAAAUUAGAUUUAAAAAAUAAAAGUUCCUAAUCUUAAGUCGCAGUUUGUAUAACUUUCUACUAACAAUUUUCUUUAAGUUUUACUGACAAACAAAAUGUACCUAUAUUAUGAUCUAGUUAAUGUAUUGUUUUUUCUAUCGCAAAAUAAUGUUUGCUUGAAUGAUGAUGUCACGUGAUCACUUUCAUACAAUCUAAAAGUUAGUGGGUAUAAGUAUUUUUGGCUAAGAUCCCAGUAGUUGUCAGAUUAUUUCUAAAAUAAUGUCACUACAAUUAAUGAAGUUUAUAAAUUUCCUAGAAAAACAGAAAUCGUAGGUUUCUAAACACGAGAUCGAUCAAUUUGCGACGUCUCGUAUAUUUAUAAACUAACGGAUAUCCAUUCGUAAGAUUCUUAACGGUUAGGUUAGUGACAUAUUUAACCAAUCAGAGCGCACAUGCCGUUUGGUUAUCGCUUAUACAAUUUUUCACUCGUUUAGUAUCCUACGAAAGUUAAAGUUGCCGAUUUUGUUAUAUUCCGGUGACAUAUAUACUAUAUCUGAAUUUUGUACUAAAAAAAGGUUAAACACUUCUAAAAUAAUAUUACGUGUCCGUAGUAUAUUGUAUUCUAAUUCUCUUCGAUCACUAACUAUCGCAUUUCAGGAACUGUCUGAGGAUGACGAAUCUAAUAAUUAUAAAGUUUCAUAUAUAAAGCUAUUUAAUUGUUAUUCCUCGCUGUUAAGACCUAAUCAAAUAUUGUAAAUAAAUUGUAUACGUAUUAUAACUAAAUUAUUUGACGGGUCAGCUCGUGGGCUUUUUCGUGUAUCAAAUGUAUUAUUCUAAUAAAUUAUAAAAACUAGUUAAAUAUAA